Molecule: messenger RNA, 628 nt
Organism: Mesocricetus auratus (golden hamster)
Lineage: Eukaryota; Metazoa; Chordata; Mammalia; Rodentia; Cricetidae
Product: ankyrin repeat domain-containing protein 30A-like
Exons: 2
Coding region: 107-505 (132 amino acids)
Molecular function (GO): protein binding
Source: RefSeq, a predicted model, not a curated record
CGUGUGGGAGUAGUGGAGGUUGGCUCUGGUUUUUGACAGUGUAUGUUGAAAGCUCACCAUACGGUAAGAUUGUACACACUUCAGUUGCAGAAAGGUGAUCAUAGAGAUGUUCUCCACCCUGAAGAAGCUCUUAUGCUUUAAGAAAGAGCCAAGAAACCCCUUGGGGUUUUGUGACAGCCCAAGCAGUGAAAGGCAGAGGAAAUUUUUCUGGUGUGGCGGUGCAAAUGAGGACAGGUACUGCCAGUCAUAUGACCCAGAAAAUCCCUUCCAUGAGGUGGUGUGUGCUGGGAAACUGAAAGAGGCACUGCACCUGCUGACAAGAAGAUAUUUUAAUGUCAAAGACAAGGACACAGGGAAAAGAACUGAUCUCCACUUCACCUUCUUCUAUGGACAUCUGGAUCUGGUUUAUUUCCUGUUACAUAUGGACAGUGAGACAAAUGCCCUUGAUAAGAAGAAGGCCACACCGCUCAUGAAGGUAGUUCACAGACUCAAUUUCAUUAAUUAAGUUGGCUAGGAUGAAAGUGAAAUUAUCAUCACUUAAAUAGAGAUCACAGUAAAAGCUGGGGGAAGCUCAUUUUGAAUUCUUGAUUCCACAAUAUUUUCCUAGUGACAAUAUCCACAGGCUGUA